Batrachochytrium dendrobatidis JAM81 is the source of this 594-nucleotide messenger RNA. RefSeq lists its product as uncharacterized. The record is from RefSeq and is a predicted model, not a curated record. Gene Ontology annotation, biological process: small GTPase-mediated signal transduction. The coding region runs from base 1 to 594 and encodes 197 amino acids. Gene Ontology annotation, molecular function: GTPase activity; protein kinase binding; GTP binding. NCBI's taxonomy places the organism in Eukaryota, Fungi, Chytridiomycota, Chytridiomycetes, Rhizophydiales. The transcript is spliced from 4 exons. Gene Ontology annotation, cellular component: cytosol.
AUGCGUGUUUAUGACAACCAAAAUCAACUGCGAAAAAAGCUGGUUAUUGUAGGCGAUGGAGCUUGUGGAAAAACAGCUAUGCUCAUGGUUCAAUCUGGGCAGCCGUUUCCCGAGUCGUAUAUUCCCACUGUUUUCGAAAACUAUAUUUCAAAAAUCACACUCAGUAGUGGAAAGACUGUUGAGCUCUCACUAUGGGAUACAGCAGGACAGGAAGAUUAUGAUCGAAUUCGACCACUGAGCUACCCUGAUACCGAUGUGGCCAUCAUGACUUUUGCAAUCAAUGACCCGUCCACAUUAGAUAACAUUAGGGACAGAUGGGACCCAGAAACCAAACAUUUUUUACCUGGAGUUCCACGCAUUCUUGUUGGGAGCAAGGCAGACAUUCGCAAAUAUCCCGAACCUGUUAUCGAUGGACGUAUACCCGAAGCUCUCAUCACAUACGAAGAGGGAGUUCAAAUGAUGCAUCAGAUUGGAGCACUCAAGUAUUUUGAAUGUUCAGCCAAAACAGGAGAGGGGAUUAAAGAGGUGUUUACAACAGCAGCUAAGCUGGCAGUGAAGCAAAGGAAAAAGGCAGUCAGAUGCAAGGUUCUUUAA